Xiphias gladius (swordfish) is the source of this 2209-nucleotide messenger RNA. RefSeq names its product placenta-specific protein 9-like. Bases 16 to 456 code for a protein of 146 amino acids. The transcript has 5 exons. The record is from RefSeq and is a predicted model, not a curated record. Lineage: Eukaryota; Metazoa; Chordata; Actinopteri; Istiophoriformes; Xiphiidae.
UUAUAGUACUCUGUCAUGGGAGAAUGCGGGGACCUGAAAACAGGAAUAUGGAGCACGAAAGAAACUAUAUGCUGUCAAACAGAUCUGCUUAAGAGGCCAGACACUCUUCACGCUUCGUCACCAGCUGCCCACCGGGUUUCCCUCCUCACUAUGAUCCGCCCCCCCGUCGCCUCCAUCGGACUCCUCCUCCUCCUGAUUGGCUACGCCGCAGCAGGUCCCGAGUCCGACAUGCGGCCUCGAGCAGUGCGUUCAAGUGCCUGUCAGGAGCACGCGAACCUUCACAAGCGCCUGGAUGUAGUGGAGAAGAAAGUGGAGGACACCGUGGACAAGCUGGAGGUUGAGCUCGCUGCUCUUCUAGAUGCCGUUGAAGCCCCAGAGUGGCGUCCCCUGUUGGACAAUGCAGGCAAGCCAGCUGUGGACAUCCUGGAAGACCCAGGGCAAAGGGGCAAGUCCUAAACUAACCAGACAUCCAUGGAGGAGGGACUCGAGAAGGCUCUUGAACUUGGACUUUGAAGGAUUAUAUCUUGUUGCAUGACUAAAUGCAAACAUUUUUUUUUAAAAUGGUGUGCAUACAUAAACUGUAUCAGUAUAUCAAAAUGAAACUGGGUUUUUUUUUUGUCUUUAAUGAGGAGGCAGUUCUUUGCACGAAGUCAAGCUUGUCUGCAUUAUUUACUCCUACUAAUCCUGUGACAGCCUCAUCUCGUCUCCGGUCUUAGAUUCAGUCCCAGAUUCUAACCCCCUGCAGUCAAUAGUGGUACAGUUCAUGUUUACAAUGCCAUUCAAACAGAUUAAUUCAGACACAGAUUUAAAAUUACUGGAAGGAGUUUUAUUUCUUUAUCAAAGCAGUUAAAGCAGCAUGUUUUAAACACACAGAGCAGUUUCGGUUGGAACAGUAACAAGGCUUUCACUGAUUCCCUGUAAAAAUCCUGCAGCAUAAGAACAUUAUGCAAAAUAGGAUCACAAGGAGGCAUAAAUCACAUUUUCUUCUUGAUUUGUUUUCUUAACAGGGCACUGAGUUUCAAACUGUAUCCGCAGAGUUAAGACAUCUACAGUGCGGUACGCCUGGAGAGCAUCCAUCAGGAAACAGAUGAGUAGGAGACAUGCUGCUGCUGGUCAAACACUAGCACAAUGCCUUUUUUGGAACACCUAACAGCAUCCAGAACAUUAAAACACAAAGAAACAUGUCGGGAGGGUUUGCAAGCACGGUCCAAUUAGGAAUGAUCACUGAUAUCAAGGAACAAUUUGUAACUUAGAGAAAAGCUACACUAAAAUGAACCGUCAAAAUCAGUUUUUAUUCAUUUACAAAUGAUUAACAUAUAAUUACACAUCCACUUCAAGCCUAUGUUGAUUCUGAUGGUGUGUAGUCUCAUUUAAUGAGUCUUAGAAAUAACUGAGCUUUCUUUUCCACAAAUGGAGACAUUCAGUGUUUUAAUAAUGCAGCAUAUUCUGUGCUGGGGUGAAGUGAAAACCUGCCCCAGUUCCAGUGUCUUCUUCCUUUGCUGCACAGACAAUAACGCAACACUUAACCCACAACAGAGCAUCACACACAGCUGUUGACCUCAUUCCACUCAUACAGCAAGGGUACGAGCCUGUAUACUUGAACAGAGCAUUAAGACAACCUACAGGAUGCCAAAAGUUACUGCAUAUCAUCUAAAAAUAUCAUGCCAUCCAUAUAACACUGGGAGUAUGCGAUUUUUUUACAUUUUAAACUUCACAAAACUCACUGUCCAGAAUCAGUCACGCAGGUCAGUUAUGCUCUGAUUUGAACUGUGUCAAUAAUCGAGGUAUGCUAUUACCACAAGCUUCUGCAUGCACAAAUCAGCCAGUAAGGCUCAAGCUCAAUGCUUUGGCAAAAACAGGCUUAUACUGUAAAGGUACAUGCAAAAAAAGCACAGGGCUUAACACUAUUAAAUUCAUCAUAUGUUUUGGCAAACUUGGAAGAUGCCACUUUAUAUCCUUUUAAAGAAGCUUCUUAAUCUAAUCAUAAUGUAGAGUGUUUAAAGAAAUAGAUCUACACUUAUUUGCUUUCUUUCUGGGGGUGAGAUGAGAAGAUUGCUACCGCUAAUGCUAGCAAGCUGAUCUGCUAGCAUGAUUAGCGCCAGCUGACUAGUACCGGCCAUAAACAAUAUUAAUAACCGUGUUGGGCAAGUUCAAAAAUGUAAUCAAUUGCUCAUCACAGAGUAAUCUUUGAAAAAGCAAAAAAAAAAAA